AUGCUAGCCGGUGUUAAGGCAUACGAGCUCCGUACCAAGGAUAAAGAAGAACUCACUGCUAAGCUCGCAGAUCUUAAGCAGGAGCUUCUAUCUCUGCGUGUGCAAAAGAUUUCCAAUGGAAACUCACCCAAGCAUGCCAGAAUUGGUAGUGUUCGCAAGUCGAUUGCCCGUGUUCUCACGGUCAUGAAUCAGACCCAGCUUGCUCAACUGCGUCUGUUUUACAAGGACAGAAAGUACCUUCCACUGUUCCUCCGACCCAAGCAGACUCGUGCUAUUCGUCGUCGCUUGACUGCCGAAGAGCUUUCUCUCAAGACAGUUCGCCAGAAGAAGAAGGAUGCUCACUUUCCCCUUCGCAAGUAUGCUGUCAAGGCAUAA
Batrachochytrium dendrobatidis JAM81 is the source of this 375-nucleotide messenger RNA. RefSeq lists its product as uncharacterized. The transcript has 3 exons. Gene Ontology annotation, biological process: translation; maturation of LSU-rRNA from tricistronic rRNA transcript (SSU-rRNA, 5.8S rRNA, LSU-rRNA). Gene Ontology annotation, cellular component: cytosolic large ribosomal subunit; ribosome. Gene Ontology annotation, molecular function: structural constituent of ribosome; mRNA binding. The record is from RefSeq and is a predicted model, not a curated record. NCBI's taxonomy places the organism in Eukaryota, Fungi, Chytridiomycota, Chytridiomycetes, Rhizophydiales. The coding region runs from base 1 to 375 and encodes 124 amino acids.